Molecule: messenger RNA, 1888 nt
Organism: Nezara viridula (southern green stink bug)
Lineage: Eukaryota; Metazoa; Arthropoda; Insecta; Hemiptera; Pentatomidae
Source: the annotation of a GenBank genome assembly
UAUAUCUCAACUUAAACUUUUUGGUAAUCAUUAUUUGAUAUAUUAAGUUGUUAACAACUUCAUUUAUAAUAAUUUUCAAUACAAUGAAUACAUUUUUCACGUUUCUUCAAUUCUGAUAACUUAUCAACUUCCUUACCGGUUUUAUAAAUUUAUUUUUGUUCAUUAACACCUGGUCUCAUUUGUAUUUUUAUUAUCAUUAUUAUAUUUAUUUUAGUUUUAUUAGAAUGAUCUAAGUAAUAUGUUACACUUACUCUACAUGUAUUUUUCAGGCCCCUAAAUAGAAUACCAACCCAAAAUCACAGUGUUUUUUGUAUCAAUUGUAGAAUAGAAGUGAAAAAUGUCCCAAGUUCUCUUUUUUUAAGUAAUUUACAUUAUUGAGUUAUUUUUAAAUUUUCUGAUUUAAUAUUUGUAAUAUCAGUUGUAGAAUAGAAGUGAAGCAUGUCCAAGUUCUGCUUUUUUAAAAAGGUAAAGAAGGAUACUAAAAUAAUCAUGUCAAUUCAGAAACUUCUCGCCAGACAAAUUUUUGAUUCCAGAGGAAACCCAACUGUUGAAGUUGACUUAGUUACUAGCAAAGGUCUCUUCCGUGCUGCUGUGCCUUCAGGAGCUUCAACUGGUGUUCAUGAAGCGCUCGAACUUAGAGAUGGAGAUAAAGGUCAAUACCAUGGAAAAAGUGUAUUUAAGGCAGUUUGUAAUAUCAAUGAAACCAUAGCCCCUCAGCUCAUCAAAAGUGGUUUGAGUGUUGUUCAACAAAAAGAUAUCGAUUGUUUCCUUCUGCAACUUGAUGGAACAGAAAAUAAAAAGAAUUUGGGUGCCAACGCCAUCUUGGGAGUUUCACUGGCAGUUUGUAAAGCUGGAGCAGCUGAGAAAGGCAUUCCAUUAUACAAAUACAUUGCUGAACUGUCUUGUAAUACUAAUCUAAUAUUACCUGUGCCAGCUUUUAAUGUAAUCAAUGGAGGUUCUCAUGCUGGUAACAAGCUUGCCAUGCAGGAAUUCAUGAUUUUACCUACUGGCGCUUGCAAUUUCACGGAAGCAAUGAAAAUGGGAACUGAAGUAUACCAUCACUUGAAAGCCGUCAUCAAGUCCCAGUUUGGAUUAGAUGCGACCGCUGUUGGUGAUGAGGGUGGUUUUGCUCCAAAUAUACUUGACAAUAAACAAGGUUUGGAACUUAUUAAGACUGCUAUUGAAAAAGCUGGUUACACCGGAAGGAUUGAAAUUGGAAUGGAUGUGGCUGCCUCAGAGUUUUUCAAAGAUGGUGUAUAUGAUUUGGACUUCAAAAACCCUCAAGGAGAUGCCAGUCUGAAGAUCCCUGCCGACAAGCUUACGGAACUUUAUCAUUCAUUUGUCAAAGAUUACCCAAUUGUUUCAAUAGAAGAUCCAUUUGACCAAGACGAUUGGGCAGCAUGGAGUAAUUUCACUGGACAGUCAAAUAUUCAGAUUGUUGGUGAUGAUUUGACCGUGACCAAUCCUAAACGUAUCUAUACUGCCGUUGAAAAGAAAGCAUGUAACUGCCUUCUUCUUAAAGUUAACCAAAUUGGAAGUAUUACAGAAGCCAUUGAUGCUCAUAAUCUUGCAAAAGCCAAUGGUUGGGGAACUAUGGUAUCUCACAGGUCUGGGGAAACCGAAGAUACAUUCAUUGCUGAUCUUGUCGUCGGCCUCGGCACUGGACAAAUUAAGACUGGAGCACCUUGCCGUUCAGAACGGUGUGCUAAAUAUAACCAACUGUUGCGUAUAGAAGAAGAACUUGGAAGUAGUGCCAAGUAUGCUGGCAGAAAAUUCCGUUUUCCCUCAUGUGUAUAAUAACCUCAUGAUGGGUUUUAUUUUUCAAUGCCAGAAAUAAUAUAGUUCUGAUAUUUUUUCACCAAUCACAAUAAAAAGUUCUAAAGUCUAA